AUGGCCAAAGACAUCUAUAAAACCUUUAAAAGAUCCGUAUCUGGCAUAGUCGGUGGAAGUGGUAAUAAUGGGGAAAGCUCAUCGAGUCCUUCUACGAGUACAGGUCAGGUGAAGUAUCGUGGAGGUACUGGAAGAACAUGGAUUCAUCCACCAGAUUUUCUUAUAAACGGGCACGUUGAAUAUGUCGCUCGAUUUCUUGGAUGCGUCGAAACUUCAAAUGAAAACGGAACAGCCGCUGCUCGUGAAGCAAUUCACGCCAUACGUUUCCAACGAGAUUUGAAGAGAUCCGAACAAUCAAGAGAAACGGCGAAACUCCAAAAAGUUGAAAUUCAAAUUUCAAUUGAUAAUGUGAUUAUUGCUGACUCGAAAACAAAAGCAGUGAUGCACCAGUUCCCGCUUCCAAGAAUAUCAUUUUGCGCAGAUGAUAAAGAUGAUAAACGAAUGUUCUCAUUCAUUGCUCGUAAUGAUGAUGGAAAACCAUCAUGUUAUGCAUUUACUUCUGAGAAACUAGCCGAAGAUAUCACUUGCACUAUAGGAGAAGCUUUCGAUCUGGCCUAUAAACGAUUCCUCGAUAAAAACCGCGCGUCGCUGGAGAAUGAACGGAACACUUAUCUUCUUCAAAGAAGAAUUGUGGAGUUGGAGAAUGAGAAUCAAAAACUCGCAACUCUCCUGCAGGAAGUAACAAAUGGAGGAAGAAGAGCUGAACCUAAUGAUUACGGUAUCCCACCGCAUCCGGCAUUUGCACCUCCAUCACUCCCACUAUCUCCAAUGCCUCAAGGGCCUCCACCUAGUCUUCUACCAUCUUCAAUCUAUUCGAUGCCAAAGACUAAUGAUAAUGCUCCGACAGAAAUGGCUCCAAUGCCACCUAUUGCUACUUCACCAAAUGGAACAUCUCCAUCAAGUCCUUCAUCAAAUUCUCCAUCAGGACCUGCACCUUCUAUGCCACCACCUCGUCCUCCAGCUGUGUUGGCUCCUCCUCCUCCUGUCGCUCCUCGUCGAGUUCCUGUGGUGUCACCGAAGAACUCAACCGCUGGACAAUUGGAUGGAUUGAACUUUGGUGAAGUUAAGAAACCACAUAGCAAUGUGUUUGAUGACUCAUUCGAUCCACGAGCUGGAGAAAAGAAGAGUGUUUCUGAAGCAGCUGAUUAUAAUCCAUUUGGGGCUGAUUUUCUCCCAGCACUUCAAAACACUAACUCCGCACCACCAUCUGCUUCAGCUCUUGCUCUUGCUUCUGAAGCAAUUGCAAGAUUACCAAGUUCUGAUUCAUCAGGCCCACCAAAGAAAACUGCGGCUGAUUAUGAUGCGAUGAUCAGUGAAGUCGAAAAGAAAUUGGCUGCAAUGAACAACGGGACACUCGUGUUUGGCCAAUUACAAACUGGAGAUCUUGGAGGAAUUGAAGGAGAAAGCGAGUAUGGAACUCCAUCGGAUCGAUUGAAUCCCAAAGUUAUGAACUUAAAAGAAUAA
Caenorhabditis remanei is the source of this 1464-nucleotide messenger RNA. RefSeq lists its product as uncharacterized. The record is from RefSeq and is a predicted model, not a curated record. The transcript is spliced from 5 exons. NCBI's taxonomy places the organism in Eukaryota, Metazoa, Nematoda, Chromadorea, Rhabditida, Rhabditidae. Bases 1 to 1464 code for a protein of 487 amino acids.